Molecule: messenger RNA, 1149 nt
Organism: Momordica charantia (bitter melon)
Lineage: Eukaryota; Viridiplantae; Streptophyta; Magnoliopsida; Cucurbitales; Cucurbitaceae
Source: RefSeq, a predicted model, not a curated record
AUGGAUAAGGAUUUGGAACUUGGAGAUUCAGUAUUGUUAUUCAAUUCUAGAUUAAGGUUGUUUCUAGGUAAACUUAAGUCUACAUGGUCGGGCCGGUUUCUAGUUGAACAUGUCUAUCCACAUGGAGCUGUUGAUUUAAGAGAUUCGAAAGGAACCAUGGAAGGCUCCUCAUUCUCCAAACCAUGCGACAAAGAGAAUGAGAAGAAGAAGGUGAUACUUCCACCACCUAUUCCACCAGAACCUCAUGUUGCUAGAGUUAAUGAAGGAGGCUAUAGUGAAAAGAAAUUAGAAGGAUUUAGCAAGGUCUACCUUAGAAAAAAUCAAUCAGUGGGUGAUAAAGAUUCUGAUUUAGAUGAAAGAAUUGCUAGGAUUAAUGAGAAAGUUGACAUUGAGAAUAAGGAAAGGGAAAUUUGGGACAAGAAGAAUGAAGUUAUUUGUGCCAAGAUAGCGGAAUUAAACAAAAAAUGGCAAAGGUUUAUGGAAAAUUCAAGGAGGAUGAGUGAAGAAAUUCAAAUUGAAUUAAAUGAACAGGAAAGGACAACAUCAAAAAUUACCAAAAUUUUGGUGGCUUUGAAUGAAGCAACGGGAGAAGAUCCAUUGGAAGAUGAUGGAAACAGUAGGGAAGCUCAAGGAAGACUGAAUGUUGAUGGAGAGGAUGAGGAUCUUGGAGAUUUGCCCCAAGAAGUCCAUGGAGAUGAGUGUGAGGAAGAAGAAGAAAACGACGAUAUCUCCCAAUAUGAAGUGCGAAUACAUAUUCUAGUGCAUGAGUCGCAGCGAGAUAAAAAUGAGGCCCCUAUUCGAGUGCAUGAAGGAGCAUCUGAUCCUGUGGAUGUCCCUAAUGAGGCCACGGGGCAAUCAUCUUCCUCUUCUUCAAAAGAUAACUCAAAGGAAGAGGUUAAUGAAGAGGAGCCCACUUCUACUGAGCAACAAGCAUCAAAAGCCAAAAGGGUGUUAGAGGCCCUGGUAAAAGAAUUCUAUGCUGCUAUCCACCCAAACCAAGGAGAUGCUGUAAGAGUAAGAGGAAUGAAGGCCAAUGAUGAGGAUGUAGUGACGCCUAAGAAGUCGGCCACAUCCAUGAGGAGAGUUCGGGGAUACUUGAUCGUUCGGGAGGAAGAUUCUUCCAUUACCGUCGCAGAUCCCGAGACCUGA